UGGUCGAGAAAAAUAUAAGAAGAAGAAGAGUUGAAAAUCAUAUGACUUGUCGAUCGAUAGAGAAAAAAGGUUGAAUUUUCACCGUCGCUCCGUAUCGAACUGCACGCCCUUCGCCACACAAUUCGCGCAACUUUCGGUCGAGCGAGAGCAGUCCCAUAGAAAGGAAUCCAGCGCAAUUCGCCACCUCUUCAACUUCCAGCCAGCUCCUCUGCGUGUGUGUGUGCGUGUGUCAUCAAGAUGAACAGCUCGGGCUUUAUGUUUAACAUCGAUAAUGGAUAUCUGGAGGGUCUGUGCCGUGGCUUCAAGUGCGGCAUCCUGAAGCAGGCUGACUAUCUCAACCUGGUGCAGUGCGAGACCUUGGAGGAUCUCAAGCUGCAUCUGCAGGGAACUGACUAUGGCAGCUUCCUGGCCAACGAGCCCUCGCCCUUGUCGGUGUCCGUUAUCGACGACAAGCUGCGCGAAAAGCUGGUCAUCGAGUUCCAGCACAUGAGGAACCAUGCUGUGGAGCCGCUGUCCAACUUUCUGGACUUCAUUACCUACGGCUAUAUGAUCGACAACAUCAUUCUGCUGAUCACUGGCACGCUGCACCAGCGACCCAUCUCGGAGCUGAUCCCCAAGUGCCACCCUCUGGGCAGCUUUGAGCAGAUGGAAGCCAUCCAUGUGGCGUCCACUCCCGCUGAGCUCUACAACGCCGUCCUCGUGGACACGCCACUGGCGCCCUUCUUCGUCGACUGCAUCUCCGAGCAGGAUCUGGAUGAGAUGAACAUCGAGAUCAUCCGUAACACCCUUUACAAGGCCUAUCUGGAGGCGUUCUACAACUUUUGUAAGAACAUGGGUGGUGCCACCGCCGACGUCAUGUGCGAGAUCCUGGCUUUUGAGGCCGAUCGUCGUGCAAUUAUCAUUACCAUCAACUCCUUCGGCACCGAGCUGUCCAAGGACGACCGUGCCAAGCUGUAUCCCAACUGCGGCAAAAUGUACCCCGAUGGCCUAGCCGCUUUGGCGAGAGCCGACGACUACGAGCAGGUGAAGACCGUGGCCGAGUAUUAUGCGGAGUACGCCGCGCUGUUUGACGGAUCCGGCAACAAUCCCGGAGACAAGACGCUGGAGGACAAGUUCUUCGAGCACGAGGUGAAGCUGGACGUGUACGCUUUCUUGCAGCAGUUCCACUUCGGUGUCUUCUACGCAUACCUCAAGCUGAAGGAGCAGGAGUGCCGUAACAUCGUCUGGAUCGCCGAGUGCGUUGCCCAGAAGCACCGCGCAAAGAUUGACAACUACAUACCCAUUUUCUAAGCGCGCUAGAUGAUCGCUAAGCAUUUGGCAUACAAAUAAUAUUACACGUUUUUUUUUCCUGCCUUUCGA
This is a messenger RNA of Drosophila mauritiana, 1359 nucleotides long. RefSeq names its product V-type proton ATPase subunit d 1 (gene VhaAC39-1). Lineage: Eukaryota; Metazoa; Arthropoda; Insecta; Diptera; Drosophilidae. The transcript has 3 exons. Gene Ontology annotation, biological process: vacuolar acidification; proton transmembrane transport; vacuolar transport. Gene Ontology annotation, molecular function: proton-transporting ATPase activity, rotational mechanism. Bases 238 to 1290 code for a protein of 350 amino acids. The record is from RefSeq and is a predicted model, not a curated record. Gene Ontology annotation, cellular component: early endosome; vacuolar proton-transporting V-type ATPase complex; lysosomal membrane.